Molecule: messenger RNA, 2178 nt
Organism: Aureococcus anophagefferens
Lineage: Eukaryota; Pelagophyceae; Pelagomonadales; Pelagomonadaceae
Exons: 5
Coding region: 1-2178 (725 amino acids)
Source: RefSeq, a predicted model, not a curated record
AUGGCGGCGCCCGACGCCUGGCGGUGCGAGUGGAAGAAGCUGGACCCGCGGGGCCGCGGGUCCAUCCCCUUCGAAGACCUGCCGCAGCUCCUCGACGGGUUGGGCGUCGACCUGAGCGACGACGAGCUCGAGGACGCCGCGACGCGCAUCCAGCGCUGGCAGGCGAGCCGCCUGCUCCUCCAGGGCUUCCUGCGCUGGCUCUUCCCGAGCCCGCCGCGGCCGUUUUGGACUGCGCCCGUCAAGGCGCCGUCGCCCGCGCCCUCGCCCGUCAAGGCGCCUCCGAAGCCCGCGGCGGCCGUCCUGGAUUGCGUCGAGGCCGCGGACGCGCCGGACGGCGCUCCGUCGCCCGCGGCGUCGCCCGCGAAGCCGGCGUCGCCCGCGGCGUCGCCCGUCAAGGCGCCGUCGCCCGUCAAGGCGCCGUCGCCCGUCGAGCCGCCGUCGCCCGCGGCCGCGGUGCUGGACGUGACCGAGGCGGCCGAGGAGCCCGCGGCGGCCGAGGAGCCCGCGGCGGUCGCGGCGGCGGCCGAGGACGACGACGCGUCCUUCGACGAGGCGAGCGUGGAGUCGUUCGAGGAGAGCCUGAGCGACGACGACGCCGCCGCCGCGGCCGCGCCGCCGCCGCCGCCGCCGCCGGACCUCGCCAAGUACGCGGCGAUGGUCGCGACGGGCUUGCCCCGCGCCGAGGUCGAGGCCAUCAUGGUGCGCGAGGGCGCGGCCGGCGCCGGCGCCGAGGCCGCGGCGCGCCUCGCGUCGGUCGCGCCGCCGUCGCCGCCGAAGCCGCCGGCCCUCGAGGUCGACGUCGACGACGGCGACGCCUACGCCGACGACGACGACCGCCUCUACGACUUCGACGGCGGCGACGGCGGCUUCGGCGACACGGACUGGGACCACGCGGAGGCCGCGGCGCCGCGGUCGCCGGGCGCGCGGCCGCCCGCGGGCAUCCUGAAGCGGGACCACGACCCGCGGAACCGCGGGCCCGGCGCGCGGCGCGUGUCCAUCGGCGGCGAGCGCACGUCGUCGUCCGCCGAGGGCUCGACGCCGCUCCGCGUCAAGUGCUUCUACGUCGACGACCCGCCGAACCUCGUCGGCGAGACGCCCGAGGAGUCGCAGGCCGACAGCCUCUACGACGACGCGUUCCCGGCGCCGGGCCGCGGCGCGCCGCCGCCGCGCUGGGGCGCGGGCCUCGCCGUGCCGCCGUUCAUGGCGGGCCUCCCGCCGGCCAACCGGCCGACGCUCGACCGCACGGUCCUCGACGACGACAUCGCCGAGUUCGAGCGGAACAACGACCUCGCGGAUUUCGAGCGCGACGACGCCAUGGACUCGCUCACGGACUUCUCCAAGACCGCGACCUUCGCGCCGGGCUUCGCCGCCGCCGCCGCCGGCGGCGACGACGACGACGACGACGACCUCUACGCCUUCGACGACGACGACGACGUCGGCGGCCUCCUGCGCGAGACGGAGCGCGCCUUCGAGCCCCGGGCCGGCGGCCCCUACGAGCCGCGGCCGGACAUCACCAUGGACGACAUGCUCGCGCCGUCGCCCGGCGAGAACGACGCGCAGCCGUGCGCGACCAUGGCGGCGCCGGCGAGCGGCGACGCGGCGCCCGAGGGCAAGUUCAUCCCCUUCUCGCCCAUCCGCCCCUUCGUGCCGCGCAUCCCGCGGCGGGCCCGGCGGCCGGAGGCGUCGAAGCCGCGGGAGCCGGCCGACGCGCGGCCCUACGCCCUGGGCCGCGGCUGGACCAAGGAGUCCUUCGUGAGCCUCGACGCGGCGAGCGUGGCGACGCUGGCGACGGCCGACGCCGCGCGCGGGUCCCACUUCGCCGGCGCGGCCGCGCGGCCGCGGAAGCUGAGCCCGGACGCGGGCGCGCGCGCGCGGCCCCGGCGCGGCCGCGCGCGGACGCCCGGCCCGCGGCCCGGCCCGCGCCUCGGCGGCCUCGACAUCGCGGGCCUGGCGCACCGGCCCGAGACGUCGCCCGCGCCAUCGCGGUCCGCCGCGCCCGCGGGCCGGAGGCGCGACCGCGCGGAGCUCAAGCCGCCGCGGAAGGCGCUCUUCCUGGACCUCCUGAGCUUCACGGAGCACAUCGGGACGACGCGCCACUUCCGCGUGCCCGGCGGCCGCGGCGGGCUCAGCAUCCCGCCGAGCUCCUUCCUCAAGGGCGGCCACAUGCACCGGAGAUGA